This is a messenger RNA of Pomacea canaliculata, 5626 nucleotides long. Its product is annotated as neuronal acetylcholine receptor subunit alpha-10-like. The record is from RefSeq and is a predicted model, not a curated record. Bases 916 to 2538 code for a protein of 540 amino acids. Lineage: Eukaryota; Metazoa; Mollusca; Gastropoda; Architaenioglossa; Ampullariidae. Gene Ontology annotation, cellular component: synapse; neuron projection; postsynaptic membrane. Gene Ontology annotation, molecular function: acetylcholine-gated monoatomic cation-selective channel activity; transmembrane signaling receptor activity. Gene Ontology annotation, biological process: monoatomic ion transmembrane transport; chemical synaptic transmission; nervous system process. The transcript has 10 exons.
AGGGACGAGGAAGACGCGGGGCAUCGAUCCAACAAUGCGGUGUGUCUUUCUGGGAGGCUGGUGAGUACAUCUCGCACCUCGUGGCAGUACAUCGUACCUUGGUGGCUGCCAGCGGCGUAACGGGUGGGGCCGUCGUCGUCCUGCAACUUGCUGGGUGGACGUAACGUUGUGUCACACGUGUGCGACGGCCGGCGGUGAGCACGGUUUUCAUGCUGAGUCCUUGUCGUCUGCUGCUCCUUCAGUUCUCGUGCCGAAGGACCGUCGCUGGGAUGAGUGCAGACCUCUCUGGUGAAAGGACGUCUAAAUCUGGCUCUGGAAUUUCCCUCUGUUAGGAAGCGACAGCCACAACGCGGGCGGUUCUCUCUCACGACUUCCAGCGGCGGCCGGCCUAUGCCAUCGGUCCCCACUCCUCGUCUCUCCACUGCCACAACAGCCACACCACCACCACGACUCCCACCACCACCACCGCCGCCGCCGCUGCUGCUGCUGCUGCUAUUAGAGACACACAACUGAAGCCAGGACGCCCCUCACCGGGUUUUUGGUUUCGCUGGCUGAGUAAGGGCUUAAAAUAUCAAGACUUGACUCGAGGGGGGGUUUCUGGGACAGAACGUCCGCCUUCGAUUGUCUGUUCACUUUCAGCCAUCGGCUCCUCCGUGCAUCUCUGUGUAUGCAGAUGGUAUGCCGAGGUCUCGAGGUCAUCGCAACUGGGCAAUAAUGAAGGUAUGAGAAUCUUCUCCGUGUUUCUACCUGCUUUGUCCCUUGGGCCAAGGCGAUGCAGAUGACAGAAAGCGAAACUUUUUCUUGAAACACGUUCCUUGCCAGGGACUUGCUAUGGACUGCUGUUCCAAACCGUGGCUCUUGCUUUUCGUGUGAUCUCGGACGAAUGUUAUAGCUACGUGCAUCCCAGCUUUCAGCAUGGACGGAUCGUGGGCUCUGACUAAACUGCCGAGAUGUCUUCUGCUUCUGCUAGUCUUUCAUCUUUUUCUGUCACGACUGGUCGCCUCCAGCCCAGAUUCCCCCAGACCCCAUCUGCGGGACGUGAAGUCGACGGAGAAGCAGCUGGUAAAGCAGCUGCUGGACCGCUACGAGCGGCAGGGAAAGGAGGGCCGACCAGUGGUCAACACUUCCGACAUCAUCUCCGUACACUUUGGUCUGUACCUCAUUCAAAUACUUGAUGUUGACGAGAAGGACCAGAUUCUCAAGACCAACAUCUGGUACCAAUAUGAAUGGCGGGAUGAGCUGCUUACCUGGAAUCCUGAAGACUACGACAACAUCUCGGAUGUCAGAUUGCCAUCCGACAAGAUUUGGAUUCCAGACAUCCUUCUGUACAACUUUGCCGAUGAUCGCCUGAAGGAGCAGAGAAACGCUCUAGUCGUGACUUAUUCUACUGGAGACCUUUUGUGGAUGCCCCAAGCCAUACUUCGCAGCUCUUGCUCCUUCGAUACCAAGUUCUUCCCUUUUGACGAGCAAGAAUGCAUCUUAAAGUUCAGUUCCUGGUCGUACAAUGGGUUUAAGCUGGACAUCCAUUUUCUCCCCAAUAAAACCGCUUUCGACUUGGAUGACUACAUCGAAAGCAACGAAUGGGAGAUAACGCAGAACACCGCCAAGCGCCAUGUCAAGAGGUAUACAUGUUGCCCGGAGCCCUACCCGGAUCUCAGGUUCAAACUCAGAAUCCGACGGCGGGUGGCGUUUUAUACCUUCAUCCUUGUCAUGCCGUGCGCUCUUCUCAGUCUUCUAACACUGGUCAUCUUUUGGGUACCUCCAGAAUCACCUGCAAAACUUAUUUUGGGCAUGAACAUCUUCCUUGCCUUCUUCGUCUUACUCCUGCUACUUGCCGAGUCGACGCCUAAAGCAGCAGCGUCCGUCCCACUGAUUGGUGUGUAUUUCUGUCUCAACAUGGUCAUGAUCACCAUGUCAACUGUACUAACAACCGUGGUGGCCAACAUGUUCUACAGAGGAGUGCGCAUCAACCGAGCACCCAAGUGGCUGAGGGUGCUGAUGAUUGACAUCAUCGCCCGCAUUCUUUGCCUGCGCGACAAGGUCGCUGACCCUGAUUACUCCACGUCAUCUGAAAAGAAACCCAGCAGAAGCUGGAACACUGGCCGCGUGGGCGGGAACCCCAAAGGCCAGUACCCUUACACCGAUGUCAAUUUUGCCCAGGUCCGUCUCCUGGACAACGGCGCAGAGAAGUCACGUGGUACACCGCCGCCACCCCCGCCACCUGGCAGUGGUUCCGUUGGCGCUUUCGGCGAAAUGGCGGACAACGGUUUCCAGCAGGGCGGCGACGACUUCUCCAGCCCCGGUGUGGCGCCACUGAUGGAGGAGGUGCGGGCUAUCCGCGACAUCCUGGAGAAAGUCCGCGACAAGAAGAACAAGAUGGACGAGAAAGAGAAGUUUGUCCGGGAGUGGCGCAUCAUCUCCUGCGUCACGGACCGUGUCAUCUUCAUCACCUACCUGCUGAUCAACUUCAUCGGCCUGACCGUCAUCUUCCUCUGGCAGUUCAACCGUAAGGAUCUGAGCCCACCUGAAGAUGACUGAGAAAUGGCUGCUUCUUGAAAUGGCCAGCUCUACAAUCCUCAUCCAUGCGUCGUUGGACGUCUGUAUCUCGUCUCCUGAGUCAGACAAAUUGCGAGUUUUUGCAGUUUGUUGUUAAUUUUAAAGUGAGCUGCGGUAAUUUCUUAGUCAGGUUCGUCAGCUAAAGCAAUAUAGAGGUUUACAUCUGAAGUGACCCCAUUGGCCAACAGCAAUACAGUUUGCUUGAGGUAUAUUAUGUAAAAAUAAGUUACAUGAAGUCGUGAGUUUAUCCAUUGCUCUCAGUUCCCGUGAAGUCCUGGGUUGAAACUAAUUCGUAGGUUAAUGCAGUCAGAGAUUUUUAUACACUUUUAUGGGUUGUCUCCAGUAACACUAGGCAAGAUUUUUUGUCAUUCAAAUAUUCAACGAUCGGUGCAAUCUGUCUUCUUCGAGCAGCAGGGAAAGAAAAUUCUACUUGCAAUGGGGAAUUUCAGUAGCAGGAUCCACCUUCUGUUUCAAUAGUUUAAGUAAAGCUACUAGUAGAUUGACUCGGUCAACUCAUUUCCCGACAUGUGCUUCCCAUGGUGCACUGGCUGCUUAGAGAGUUGUCUUUGUCAUAGGUUAACAAUUAAAUUUUUAAACAGCAUAAACGUAAAAGGUAGAAUGAAUUUUUUUUUCCUUUAGUGGUUAAGUUCAUUGAUUACAACAAUUUUCCGUCUGAAAAAAAUGAAAAACAACACAGCGUUCUGAUGUUCUAAUUUUUACCUAAAACUGCUGAAAACAACCUUCCAGUUCAAGAAUACUCAUAUUUAAACAUUCGUAUUUAAGAGAUAAGCAUUUUGGUCGACUUUUUAUAUCAUUAACGAAUUUUGCUUCCACAAUUUGCAUCACGAUUUUACUUGUUUAUAGUAGAUGAAUAAUUGUUAUACUUGUUAUUUUAUGCGCAAGUUCGUUUCCAAAGCUUUAAUGCCCGCUCGCAGUCAGAACUCAGUAAUAUUUUUGUUAAUAUGGUAUUCCGCCAGACAGUUUUGUUUGGUACAGCAAUAGGAAAACUGCUUGGCAAUAAUCCCUUAAUUAACUAGCUGAACGGCUGAUAUGCGAUUUAAACUAAUCUGACUCAUUUGUGCUCUGGGUCUGUAAAAAGCCCACUGAGUAGGUUUGCUCAUUAUGUCCUAAAUAAAAACAGUCGGAAUGUCACAAAUAAGAACAUUAGUUGUUGCUAUUAAUAGCAGAUGAGGCUUUGUUCUUCUUUUAAACUGCUGAAAAAGUUAUCAGAGUUAAGUGAAGUUUUUUAAUUAAAAAAAAACAACAGACAAUAAAGCUCGGUAACUUUAUGAACCAAUUAAGUCCUUCUCAAUGAUCAGUCAAGCAGAAACACUUUCUUCGGAGUACUGUGUGAAUUAAUGCAUUUAUCUUGCCUCGGAGAAGACAACACAAAAGGCUGGUGACAAUGUGAGCCGUUGAUUUUGUACAAACUGGACAACUUGAAUCUGUUGGACAAUGAAUCGCUUGCUCUUUGCCGGUGUUGGGAACAGCGAGGCAACCGACCGUGUUUUUCUAUUGAGGUCUGAGUUUGCUUUCGCUGUGGCGAUGUGAUAACCGGAAGUGAGCAGGACAUCUUGUAUGUCCUCCAUCUUCAAUGACGUCCCAUGCUAAAAUUAUCUUGUCUUGAAUGAGGCUCAGAAAAGACGAAAAUGACUUUUGGUAUGAAAUAAAGUCGUUGUGUACGUAUUUGCCUCAUGUGUUAGUCAAGUCCAAGUGGAUUUCGGACUUCAUAGACGAACUGCUCGUUUAACUCAUUUUAAAUAAUAAACAGAUAUAGCAACAUGGACUGCGUGUCACUCGAUAAAAUAUCACUUUUUUUCUUUGAAAGACAGACGGGGAGAAAAAUAAUAGCCUCGUCCAAGAGUUGAUCUUCUUCACAACAAGCCAAGAGCGAAAUGGAAUGAUUGUGGGGACAAAAAGAAACGAAAAAUAGUUUAUUUCGGCUGAGGAUAAAUGUGUCAUUUAGAGAAGGAAACGGAGAGAGAUGGACGAGGACCUGUUUCGCCAUAAACGAAUCAUCUGUAAACAAAAAUAAUCAACUAUUUGGACAACCCAUCGUUUCUUGUCACAUGGUAAUGCUUUGUCCUUUCAAUGCCAUCGUCUCUUGUUCCAUGACUUUAAAAAUACUGUUUGGUUCGUCGCACUGUCUUUAAAUGUUCAUCUGUUGGAACAGUUUGUAUUUUAUGCUAGAUUAAUUUUGCGACAUGUUAAUGAUUUUGUUCAGUAAUGUUUGUUGAAGUGAUGUCUUGGAGCGAUGUGGCAAAGACUGGUGUACAAUGUCUGGGAUGUCACUUCAAGGUGUGGAUGACUUGCAUGGUCUGUGAAUCUGAAGUUUAAAAAUUUCGUCAACUCGGUUAAGGUAGUCAUUUAUAUCCAAAUAGGUUCGUAUGUAAUAAAUUUUUUAAAGGUUUUCUAAGUUGUUCUUAAAUUGCAAUUUUCAUUGAAAAUGGACAGUUUUAAUAUUUGUACUGCGCCAUGUCUUUACUUUAUCGCAGUCUUCUUCUACUCUUUUGUCUUCCCGUCUGUCUGUCCGUCUGUUCGUCUGUCUAUCUUCAUGUCUGCCUGUCUGUCUGUCUGUCUGUCUGUCUACGUUUAACCUGCGUAAUUUAAGUCAAGCUCAUUUGUAUGUCUAUAUAAUCCGUCUGAUCUUAGUAGUUAAUCUGUUUCGUCUAGUAUAGUCUACUCUGGUCUAAUCCAUGUAAACUAAGUCAAGAUAAUGUGUCUGGUUUAUGUAAUCUAUCUGUCUGUCUGUCUGUCUGUCUGUCUGUCUGUCUGUCUGUCUGUCUGUCUGUCUGUCUGUCUGUCUGUCUGUCUGUCUGUCUGUCUGUCUGUCUAGUUUUUUUUUUAAUCUGGUUUUUCUUCAUGUCGCCUGCAAAUUCACACACCCUAAAUACAACUACUAUUUUCAAUCUUCAAAUACGUGAAUACAUGCAAACGGACACACACUAAUUCUCUCUCUCUCUCGUUUACACACACACACACAUGCAAACACACACACACACACACAUAUGCAAACACACACACACAUGCAAACACACACACACAUAUGCAAACACACACACACAUGCAA